AUGGCCGAACACGCGGCAGCGGUACGCAGAAAUGACGCCAGCUCUCAAGUUACAGCUCAUUCGACGAGAUCCGGCCACACAUUCAAAUUCGAUGAGGCAAAAAUUCUCGCAAGAGGUGACAACCGCGUGAGCCGAGAGCUACUGAAAUCAUGGUUUACUGGCCCCCUGUCCAUCAGCAAGUUCAACGAUCUUCCAACUCCAUACUCCGUACUAAAACUUCGCCUAGGCGGAGUAACAAGCCCUGCUGGGAGGGCAGAGGUGAACACUCUUCCCAACACCGGGGUCGGUGAGUCAGAUGGUCGAGCAAUCAUCACGCCAAGAUCCAACGCACGUGAUAUAAUUGCAGCAAUUAUCGACUCGAAUGUCGGCCAUCGUGCAGUGAUCACACCAAGUACGACUAUCCCGGAUGAAUGGGGGAGCCGUGAAUGUUCAUAGGUAUGCGGUAGCAUGGUUACAACAUCCUAUAAAAAUCGCAGCCCCUUGUGCAGCAACCACCCCUUUCUGCUUUUUGUCUCAGAUGAUGAAUUCGAGUUGGAAUCAGAAACGUCAGGCUAAUAAAGCUUUUGUCCUAGCGAUCGUGUCUCCUUCUUCAAGACUACUUCCUGGGACUCGUCUCUUCGCUUCUAUUGACAAUGUUCGUCAUAAAUGAAAGGAGCAAACUGCGCGACUUUCAAGACCUGCUUAACGUUAUUUUCCCUGACAUACAGUUUACAAGGGAAUAAUAGCGUGUCAAUGAAGCUGCCUUUCCUUGACGAUCUGGUCACACACACAUGCACACCAAAUGGCGAACUUAGCAUUGUGGUGUACAGAAAGACGACUAGCACGACUUAGACUCUAAAUUACCAUAUUAAUCACACAUGGGCAGACAAGUGCACCUGUGUUAGGACACUGAUCUAAAGGGUACAAAAUCACUGCAGUAAGCCUGAGGGACGAGUACGAGAACCACGGCAACUUCGGGACAAACUGGCAAGGAUGGAUACCCGAACAGCUCGUAAGCCACUGCCGCCGCACGCACCCACGGCACACAAACGGAGGUAAGCCGUCAACACUCUGGCAUCCUCUACCAUGUAUAAAGAAUUUGUCCGAAGCGAUGGUACGUAUCGCUGAAGAGCUCGGCGUGGGUGUCGGUUGCUGUCCGACAGCGAAUUUGGGCAAAAAGAUUCUGCGAAGAAAGAACGACUAGAUGUGGGAGAUCAAUCAGUUGCAAUUUAUCAGAUCCCAUGUCUGAACUGCCCGCGCCAUUACAGAGGACAGACUGGACGACGACUUAGCUCACUAAUAACGGAGUAUAGACGGGCGAUCUGGCGAGGCAACCCGUUGUCUCAGGUCGCCACUCACACGCUGGCGGAAGGCCACGAAAUCAACUUUGCAAGCACGCGGAUAUUAGCGCGGGCCUGGGUGUCUGACACCAACUAUAUCAACAGGCACUUAUAUCACCCCCCUUCAUGGCUUGACUAUAAAACUGUCCAUUUUAUGCCGCAUUCUCACAGUCCCUGACGAUGGCAUCCCGUAUGAGACCGAAAACCCAGACUAGUACACCUUAUAUCCCUAGAGAUCGCGUGUUCAUUUUCUUCAUAUACGAAAAACUGUGGGAGUGGAAGCAUUACUUAUCGUUAGUCAUUUUUUGGGAGGUAUCGCCCUGGAUGACCGACCACGUGUACCAUCGACGGCUUCUUCUAACAACAUUAGUUUUUGAAAUUUUGUUUUCUGAUUAUCGCACUAGCUGCCCGUAGUUAUGCGGCACCGCACGUUGAGUCUUACAACGGAAUUUACUGCAAUUCCUUGAAUGUACCCAUUUAUUCCACGCGCGUGCUGCUCCACUCGUAAAAACCCCAUUACGACCAUUCCUGUAAGACACUGACUACUGACUAACGAUCUAGCCUGGGAUGCUACAAAAUAUCGUCUUUGAGGAGCUCCAUUAUGAAGAUCAUAUUACUACGCCAAGGCACCAUAGUCGCUACGUUCACAGCAUCUCCUCCUCGUACCUCUUAAACAGAAGCUUCACCUAGCUCGUUGUUUAGCGCGAAGUGCUAGAAAACUCCGCUUGACAGGUAACGUUCAGGUAGUGUCCUCGACCAACUCCGUCCAACAUGAGGGAGUUAAGUAUAGGCCAACAUCCGAGACCACCUUAAUGUAUAUUUACCCAAAUUACUCGUUACUUUGGUGCGGAUUGUAUUGGUUGUACGAGUGGACGCCUAUCCACAAGAAUGCAUGAACACCUGAUGGAGUGGCUGAGGAAAUGUGGAACUAGGGACAUACACAGAUCUAUCCACUGCCGGUUCCGGCUAAUCUUUUCACCCUACUGAAUGGUGGCACUUGCUUUGCCAAUUUGCAUCUCGCUGAUGCGUAUUUGCAGAUCGAGGUCGCCCCAGAGUCACGAGAAUUGUUGACCACCAUCUCCCACCGCGGUCUGUUUCAAUAUAUGCAGCUGCCCUUUGGUGUCCAGACCGCCCCAGCCCUAUUCCAACAAACUAUGAACACAAUGCUCUCCGGCAUCUCUAGCACAGCUGGGUAACUAAACAGCAUCAUCGUGGGGCGCUACCCUGCCGAGCUGCAAAACCGAGUGUGCGCAGUACUCGAACCUGUGCAAGAAUAUGGCUUCUGCCUGCGGGCCGACAAGUGCCAAAUCUUCCUCGACUCCAUCACGUACCUGGGAUUCGUUUUUGACGUCGCCGGUCACCAUUUAGAUCCUGAAGGCAUUCGGGCCAUCCAACGGAUGCCUGCCUCCAAGAAUGUAUCGCAACUUCGUUCGUUCCUUGGCCUAAUCAGGUUCUAUAGCUCCUUCCUACCGUCUAUGCAUGACGCACGGGCCCCGCUCAACCGUCUGCUGCAGAAGGAUGCUUCCUGGUGCUGGUUCUCCUUCUGCGAAAAGGCUUUUGCCCACCUAAAGUCGAUGUUAAGUUAAGAUCUGCUGCUCACGCACAACGACCCGACGCUGCCGAUCGUUAUUGCUUCAGAUGCUUCCAACCACGGAGUUGGUGCCGUCAUCUCACAUACUUUUCCUGACGGGUCUGAAAAGUCAAUCAUGCCUGCGUCUCACACGCUUACCCCUGCGUAGAAGAACUACGGACAAACAGAGAAAGAGGAUCUAGCCCUCGUGUUUGCCGUCAAGAAAUUUAACAAACUGUUGUGCGGUCGUCACUUCACGUUGUUGACGUAUCACAAACCAUUGCUUUCAGUCUUCGGUUCGACGAAGCUCAUUCGUGUCAACUCUGCCAGCCGACUUCAGCGAUGGGCGACCAUCCUUUUUGGCUACGAUUUCCACAUUCGCUACUGUCGUAAUACAGAAUUUGGUCAGGCUGACACCCUUACUGGCCUUAUCAGCAAUCAACAGGAACCUCCGAAAGACAUUGCGAUUGCGGCCAUUUCGAUCGAAGACGAUUUGCGCCGUCAGCUAUCAGACGCCAUACGAGGUAUCCCUGUCACUUCCGCGGACAUCCGACGUGCUACUGAAAAGGAUCCUGUCCUCCAUCGGCCAAUCACCUACGUGCAGACCUGCUGGCCAGCCACUACUCUUGCUGGCGAUCUUCGCCAGCUCCUUCUUCGCCAAGCAUCGCUAUUUGUGGUUGACUCCAGCCUCAUGUUUGCAGACCGUGUGGUCAUCCCAUCUUCCCUCCGACCCACUGUACUACGCCAGUUCCAUGCCGCUCAUCCAGGUGCCAGGCUAAUGAAGCCGAUAGCUUGCAGUUUUGCCUACUGGCCGGGUAUCGACGGUGACAUCGACGACCUGGUUCGACGCUGUUAUCGAUGUUAG
This is a messenger RNA of Spirometra erinaceieuropaei, 3754 nucleotides long. Lineage: Eukaryota; Metazoa; Platyhelminthes; Cestoda; Diphyllobothriidea; Diphyllobothriidae. The record is from the annotation of a GenBank genome assembly.